This is a messenger RNA of Pelmatolapia mariae (spotted tilapia), 2335 nucleotides long. RefSeq names its product protein NLRC3-like. Gene Ontology annotation, biological process: intracellular signal transduction. NCBI's taxonomy places the organism in Eukaryota, Metazoa, Chordata, Actinopteri, Cichliformes, Cichlidae. The record is from RefSeq and is a predicted model, not a curated record. The coding region runs from base 8 to 2335 and encodes 775 amino acids. The transcript is spliced from 5 exons.
AGCAACAAUGGUCUUCAAUCAUGGAGCUCAGCUGACCAUAGGGAGGAAGAGGAAGAGGAGUGGUGUUUGUGAGGAGGAACAGCUGUCCUGCUGUGCUUUGUGUCAGGACGUCCUGAAGGAUCCAGUCUCUACCAGCUGUGGACACUGGUUCUGCAGACAGUGCAUCUCCUCAUACUGGGACCAGUCUGCUUCAUCAGGAGACUCCUCCUGUCCCCAGUGUGGAGAAAGAUCCAGAACCAGAGUUGGACUGCAGACAGCCAGUCAGAGCAGCUGUGUACAAACAGAUGUUGGUCUGCAGGAGGUUUUAGAUGAACAUAAGAUCAGUCUGAGGAGGAGAUGUGAAAGUGUGACUGAAGGAAGUGAUGAAACAGGAAGUAGAACCCUCCUCAACAGGAUCUACACUGAGCUCUACAUCACAGAGGGACAGAGUGAAGAGGUUCAUACCCAACAUGAGGUGAGGCAGCUGGAGACAGCUUCCAAGAUGGACGCCCUCCAUGACACUCCAAUCAGGUGCCAGGACAUCUUUAAAGCCUUACCUGACCAACAGAGAUCCAUCAGAGUGGUUCUGACCAACGGCGUCGCUGGUGUUGGAAAAACCUUCUCAGUGCAGAAGUUCACUCUGGACUGGGCAGAGGGCUUAGAAAACCAACACAUCAGUGCGGUGGUUCUGCUUUCAUUCAGGGAGCUGAACUUGGUCAGAGAUGAGCAGUACAGUCUCCUGGAGCUGAUCCAUGUUUUCUAUCCAACAUUACAGAGCGUCACAGCAGAGCAGCUCACUGUGUGUAAUCUUUUGUUCAUCUUUGAUGGACUGGAUGAAAGCAGACUUUCAUUGGAUUUCACCAACAGGAAGCUUGUGUCUGAUGUCACACAGAAGUCAUCAGUCAGUGAGCUGCUGACAAACCUCAUCGAGGGAAAUCUGCUUCCCUCUGCUCUCGUCUGGAUAACUUCCCGACCUGCAGCAGCCAAUCAGAUUCCUCCUACAUGUGUUGACAGGCUAACAGAAGUACGAGGCUUCACUGACGCUCAGAAGGAGGAGUACUUCAGGAGGAGAUUCAGUGAUGAAGAGCUGUCCAGCAGAAUCAUCUCCCACAUGAGGACAUCCAGAAGCCUCCACAUCAUGUGUAGUAUCCCAGUCUUCUGCUGGAUCACUGCUGCAGUUCUGGAGCACAUGUUGACUACAGAGCAGAGAGGAGAGCUGCCCAAGACCCUGACUGACAUGUACUCACACUUCCUGCUGGUUCAGACAAAGAGGAAGAAGAACAAGUACCAUGAGGGACAUGAGAUGAGUCCACAGGAGCUGAUGGAGGCUGACAGGGAAGUUCUUCUGAAGCUGGGGAGGCUGGCGUUUGAACAUCUGGAGAAAGGAAACAUCAUGUUCUACCAAGAAGACUUGGAGCAGUGUGGUCUGGAUGUCACAGAGGCCUCGGUGUACUCAGGAGUUUGUACAGAGAUCUUCAAAAGAGAGUGUGUGAUCUUCCAGAAACCAGUUUACUGCUUUGUUCAUCUGAGCAUUCAGGAGUUUCUGGCUGCAGUCUACAUGUUCCACUGUUACACCAACAGGAAGACAGAUGAGCUGAAGGACUUCCUGGGAAAAACAUGCAAGAAGUCAUCUCUGGAUGAUAUGAUCAUGGUGAAGAUGAUGAUUACCAAUGUAUUCUGGAUGAUUUCAGAGGUGAUCAAUGAUGAUUACCAAUGUAUUCUGGAUGAUUUCCUUAAACGAACCAUGAAGAAAUCCCUCCACAGUAAAAAUGGCCACCUGGACCUGUUUGUCCGCUUCCUUCAUGGCCUCUGUCUGGAGUCCAACCAGAGACUCUUAGGAAGUCUGCUGGGUCAGACAGAGAACAGUCCAGAAACCAUCCAGACAGUCAUCAACAACCUGAAGAAGAUGAACAGUGAUAAAAUCUCUCCUGACAGAAGCAUCAACAUCUUCCACUGUCUGAUGGAGAUGAACGACCUCUCAGUACACCAGGAGAUCCAAGAGUUCCUGAAGUCAGAGAACAGAUCAGAGAAACUCUCUGAGAUCCACUGCUCAGCUCUGGCCUUCAUGCUGCAGAUGUCAGAGGAGGUUCUGGAUGAGUUUGACCUGCAGAAGUACAACACAUCAUCAGAGGGACGACGUCGACUGACUGCAGCUGUGAGGAACUGCAGAAAGGCUCGAUUGUAUAAGUGUUGGCUCUCAGAGACUCACUGUGAAGUUGUGGCCUCAGCCCUGAAGUCCAAACCCUCCCAUCUGACAGAGCUGGACAUGAGUAAGAACAAACUGCAGGAUUCAGGUGUGAAGCUUCUGUGUGCUGGACUGGAGAGUCCAAACUGUCGACUGGAGACUCUGAGGUGA